Messenger RNA from Varroa destructor (honeybee mite), 1768 nucleotides. RefSeq lists its product as uncharacterized. The record is from RefSeq and is a predicted model, not a curated record. NCBI's taxonomy places the organism in Eukaryota, Metazoa, Arthropoda, Arachnida, Mesostigmata, Varroidae.
GAGGCACCGUUAUUUCUAUCAUUACAUCUAACCAUCAGCGUCAAGUGCUCGCUUCUUGACGUUCUGGACGAAACGUAACCCGAUCAAAGUGAAACGAAGAACGCUUUCGAUCCAUCAUGAACCAACAAAUAGCAACAAGGUGGAAACUUAAGCUGCUCGUAACAACUGCAACGUAUGUAAGCCUCUUAGCUUCUCUACCUGUGCCAUCAUCCGCCUACCGCCCUGGCAAUGAAACUGGUCUGGCGAGACGUCGAUUCGCACUCGAUAUCCCUUCGCGUAAAAAUGAAUACAAUUUUCAGGGUGAGAUACGGGGUUCACUCUUCUUCGACAUAGAUUUUAUGGAGCGCGAAAUUACGAAAAUAAACCUUCGAGCAUUUCCCUGGGGUGAUGUUGACUACGAAGGACGCGAAAUCAUUGACAUGUGGUCGAGCAAUGAAACCCAUUUAGCCGAAGAAGCAAUAACAAAACGCAAUGCUGGACCUGCCUUGCCGAAUCUACCGAUUCGAGAUGACCAGGACAAAAUAAACAUACGGAUUCAGCUGGCUCCCAGCUUUUACGGAGAAGAGGAGCGUGAUCUGUUGCUGUUUAUCGACAAUCAGCUACACUGGAGAGAAACGCUGCCUAGAAAAUUUGAUUUCGAUAAAGUCGUACUCUCUGAGGCCGUCGCAAGGGAUGCAACCCCAAGCCAAGUCAAGAUAACGGCCACUUCAAACAAGUACACGCACCCGAAAGAAGCUAUUCGUCCUCACCCACUCGCGUUUGGACCACCUUUGUCAAAGUUCCAACGUCGUGAUGCCAUCUGGGGAAUGACUCCCCUUCAGGUGCCUCCUGGUGACCGAUACCAGCUGCAAAUCAAAGGAGAAAUUGCGGUUAUCACUUUACCUUCACCGAUUGAGGUCGAAGCGACACUACUCACGAACUACUCUUCGUUCAGACUAUUGUUCGACGAGCCCUAUCUUGCGAAGAUACAACUGGUCGUAGCAAACGGGACCCUGGCAGGACUUGGCCUGCUCCACCGCCAGAGCUUGGGUUCGCAGGAGUUGUUGGUCAGCGUGGAUGAGAAGUCGCUCCCCUCACCGGUAACUGAUCGAAGCUUUCAGAUGACGCUACAAAGAGACCUGGACAAAGUAGCUGCAUUUGUCGACAUUAAUGGAGUGCGGCUUGAAGGAGCUAUGCAGGUACAGAAUUCAUUGUCAAUAUUACCGGCUCAUUUAUUCACCAUUGUAAUCGGCAAGCCCGAAGAGCACUGGUUACGAGUAACCGAGAUCAGUGAAAAAUACGUCUGAGGUAUCUUCUUGUCGACGGUCUAACGGCCCAAAAAAUUCAUUAGCGGAAUAAUGUUUUCUAUAAUCCGCUUCAAGCAAAAUAGCUGUCUUGUGGUAUCGCGAAGGUGAACGACUCAUUCGAAAAUAAAACUAUUUCGACUGGUCGAAUAUGCACAAUAAAAUAUAAAAUUAAAUUAAUUGUGUGAUUGUUAAACCAUUAUUCAUUAGUCCUAAAGGUUGUAUCUGUGUAAUUAAACGUGUGCUGUAGUGGCCUUGCAACAGCGACGCGUCAACGCUUUGGUUAAUCUGUCCAAUUUCUAGAUGUACUUUGCUCAACAUUUGCUAAAGAAGUAUAUAUGUUAUUAUAGGUUAGGCAGUUCCCUGUAUCGUUACCAUAGGAGCCCCGUACCCUGGCCAAGUACAGAGGCUCAUAUAAAAGCGAUGAGGUCACCUUGUUCUAUUUUACGCUUAUGGCCACUGUUGCUGACGAGAUUCCCGGGAGG